GCGGCGCGGCUCGUUCAAGAUGGCGGAGCUCGACCAGUUGCCUGACGAGAAUGCGUUGUUUUGACCUGCUCUCUCAUGACUAGUCCUUGACAAGUUACCUCCUCAGAGAAGCCUUCCUUAACCACCCUAUAGAAGGCUCUUCAGCAAAAGCCCUUGUCAGUUUAAAAGAGGGAAGCUUAUCUAACACAUGGAAUGAAAAAUACAGCUCUUUACAAAAAACACCUGUUUGGAAAGGCAGAAAUACAGGCUCUGCUGUGGAGAUGCCAUCCAGAAAUUCAAAACGAAGUCGACUAUUUUCUGAUGAAGAUGAUAGACAAAUAAAUACAAGGUCACCUAAAAGAAACCAGAGGGUUGCGAUGGUUCCUCAGAAAUUUACGGCAACAAUGUCAACACCAGAUAAGAAAGCCUCACAGAAGAUUGGUUUUCGAUUACGUAACCUGCUAAAGCUCCCCAAAGCACAUAAAUGGUGCAUAUAUGAGUGGUUCUACUCAAAUAUAGACAAACCACUUUUUGAAGGUGACAAUGACUUCUGUGUGUGUCUAAAGGAAUCUUUUCCUAAUUUAAAAACAAGAAAGUUAACAAGAGUAGAGUGGGGAAAAAUCAGACGGCUUAUGGGAAAACCAAGGAGAUGUUCUUCUGCAUUUUUUGAGGAAGAGAGAUCAGCAUUAAAACAGAAACGGCAGAAAAUAAGGCUUUUACAACAAAGGAAAGUUGCAGAUGUUUCACAGUUCAAAGAUCUACCAGAUGAAAUUCCUUUGCCCCUGGUUAUUGGAACCAAAGUUACAGCACGAUUACGCGGUGUUCACGAUGGUCUGUUCACUGGACAAAUAGAUGCUGUGGAUACUCUUAAUGCUACUUACAGAGUAACUUUCGAUAGGGCAGGGCUUGGAACCCAUACCAUCCCUGACUAUGAAGUUCUCAGUAAUGAGCCUCAUGAAACAAUGCCCAUUGCUGCCUUUGGGCAAAAACAGCGGCCUUCUCGAUUUUUUAUGACUCCACCACGAUUACAUUAUACCCCUCCUCUCCAGUCACCAAUUGCAGAUAAUGAUCCUUUAUUAGGACAGUCACCUUGGAGAAGUAAAAUUUCUGGCUCUGACACUGAAACAUUAGGUGGUUUUCCAGUAGAAUUCCUUAUUCAAGUGACCAGAUUGUCAAAAAUUCUUAUGAUUAAAAAGGAACAUAUCAAGAAAUUAAGGGAAAUGAACACAGAAGCAGAAAAAUUGAAAUCAUAUUCCAUGCCCAUUGGCAUAGAAUUUCAGCGGAGAUAUGCAACAAUUGUUCUGGAGCUUGAACAACUGAACAAGGACUUAAACAAAGUUUUGCAUAAAGUUCAGCAGUACUGCUAUGAGCUUGCUCCAGACCAGGGGCUUCAGCCUGCAGACCAGCCAACAAACAUGAGGCGAAGGUGUGAGGAAGAAGCCCAGGAAAUUGUUCGGCAUGCCAACUCCUCAACAGGACAGCCUUGUGUUGAAAAUGAAAAUUUGACUGGCUUAAUUUCCAGGCUUACAGCUAUUUUAUUACAAAUUAAGUGUCUAGCAGAAGGAGGAGACCUGAAUUCCUUUGAAUUCAAAUCACUUACAGAUUCAUUAAAUGAUAUCAAGAGUACAAUAGAUGCUUCUAAUAUCAGUUGUUUUCAGAAUAAUGUAGAAAUUCAUGUUGCACAUAUUCAGAGUGGCCUGAGCCAGAUGGGAAACUUACACGCCUUUGCAGCAAAUAACACCAACAGAGACUGAGUAGAUGUAAUUAAUUCCAACUGCAUAGGAUAUUGUUUUUGAGAAGUUAUUUUCCUUAUAUAGGCUUCCAACACCAAAUAAUCUAACUGCUGGAAAACAAAGGAAAUUUAAAUCUCCAAAUAAGGCAUUUUAAUAUACUCUACUGCUUCUUAAACCAGCAUUGCUCAGCAGCAUUAUAUUUAUUUUUCUUUGUUAUUCAGCCACAGUAGCAUUGCUUAUGUUACAUAUGCUUUUAGCAAGUAUUUUUAAACUGAAAAUGUCUGAACAUUAUAGAAUUUCAUGGAAGAAUAUGUUGACCAUUUUUUAAUGUGCAUGAAUUCAUCCUAAGACUUGUAGACAACUAUUGCAAUGGAGAACAUGAAGAAACUUGGUCUUUUUGUGCAUAUAUGUGGCAAUGUGGGAAGUCCAUCUAGAAAAUUACAACUCAAGUUCACUUAGUUGAUAAGCAUCUGUCUUCAAAAGAUAACAUCAUGAGCUACAGAAGUCCUUGUUUGAAGGAGGGCACUGGGAUAUAGAUGGGAAGUUAUGGACUUUACAAGUAUAUAUGACAUAUACUUGCAGUGUGACAUGGUUCUAUAGAUCAUUUUAUAAUAAUAAAUGUUUUAAUUUAUCAUAAUUUAUAAAAGAAGCCUUUGUUGUUUGUCUGUUGAAAGAAAAUGAAGGAGCAGGAAAAAACAUAACUUGCAAAAUGCUAAAUUUCAGCAGGUGGAUUUGGCAUGUCUCCCUUCAGUUCAGGGCAAAAAGUGCUAUUGUUAGGAGAUUCAUU
This is a messenger RNA of Manis pentadactyla (Chinese pangolin), 2499 nucleotides long. It is a transcript of the gene LIN9, whose product is annotated as lin-9 DREAM MuvB core complex component. The transcript has 16 exons. The coding region runs from base 261 to 1733 and encodes 490 amino acids. The record is from RefSeq and is a predicted model, not a curated record. Lineage: Eukaryota; Metazoa; Chordata; Mammalia; Pholidota; Manidae. Gene Ontology annotation, cellular component: nucleoplasm; transcription repressor complex. Gene Ontology annotation, biological process: regulation of cell cycle; DNA-templated transcription; regulation of transcription by RNA polymerase II. Gene Ontology annotation, molecular function: DNA binding.